AUGGCUCUUCAACUGCUUUUGGUCCUCUUGGCGUUCGCAUCUCCCAUCGUGUCGCUUAUACCAAGUUGCCAGGACCCCAUUGUUCGCAAGGAAUGGCGCAGUCUCUCACCUUCGGACCAGAUGUCGUACCUCGACGCGGUGGAUUGCAUCCUCAACAAGCCAUCCCUCACUCCUCCGUUCAAUGGCUCAGGCGUCAAGUCCCGCUACGAUGACCUUCUCUACACCCACAUUCAGCAGACCUUUUCCAUCCACUAUGUCGGUCACUUCCUCCCGUGGCACCGCUACUUCGUCGCGACAUACGAGCACAUGCUACGGACCGAGUGCGGAUACGAUGGCGCUCAGCCGUACUGGGACUGGACGCUGGAUGUGGGCAGUGACGAGGCCUUUGUCAACUCUCCGGUGUUCAGUGCAGAACUCGGCUUCGGCGGGAAUGGUCCCUAUGUCGAAGGAAGCUCUUCGGACCCAUUUGCUGUUCCCGGCCGGACAGGCGGUGGGUGUGUCUCUGAUGGACCGUUCUCGGGCAAGGACGACAUUGUCCACCUUGGUCCAGCAAGCAGCGUCGUCUACAACCCGCAAUGCUUGAAGAGAGAUCUGAGUCCUAGCUUUGCGAGACGGUACCUCGGCAUGAACCAGACUGUUUUGACGCUCAAUCAGACUGAUUAUGGCUGGUUCGACAGAGUCGUCGAAGGAGGCCCGAGUUUUGAUGCUUCUGGAAUCCAUGGGGGGCAGAUGGGAGACCUCUACGCUUCACCAGCGGAUUCCAUAUUCUAUUUACACCAUGCCAAUCUCGACCGCGUGUGGUGGUCAUGGCAGAGCUAUGAUCUAGAGAGUCGCCUCCAAGAUAUCUCAGGGCCGAUCUUCCUCAUGGACUAUGACAACGUCCAGGGAGGCAACGUCACCCUGGACUUUGACAUGACUGUCGGAGUGAGCGCUCCCAACGUGACGGUUGGAGAUGUCAUGGACAUCAAAAGUGGCGCCAGCGAUGGGAUCGUUUGUUAUACCUAUGACGAGCUGUAUGUUCUUUAG
Diaporthe amygdali is the source of this 1026-nucleotide messenger RNA. RefSeq names its product Tyrosinase. The record is from RefSeq and is a predicted model, not a curated record. The transcript is spliced from 3 exons. NCBI's taxonomy places the organism in Eukaryota, Fungi, Ascomycota, Sordariomycetes, Diaporthales, Diaporthaceae. Gene Ontology annotation, molecular function: oxidoreductase activity. The coding region runs from base 1 to 1026 and encodes 341 amino acids.